UGUAGGCCGAUCGCUUCCUAUCCCUCUCGCUCGCGACAAACUGCUCGAUUCGUCUCCACUCCACUCCGCAAAAUGGUGAUCGUGGCGGCUUCUAAGAUGCUGACCGCGGUCUCCACCUCCGCCGCUUCCUUGGCUCACCGCCGCUCGCUGACGUGCCGUGCCACGGCCUCCGCCGGCACGGCGUCUCGUCUCGUGCCUCACCCGUCCGACCUGAUCCGUUGGGUCCGCCGGGAGGGCGGCUUCGUCCACCCCAACCUCCGGAUCGCCGACGGCGACCCCUACGGUCUCGGCGUCGUUGCCACCAAUGAGAUCCCCCCGGGGUCGGAGCUCAUCGCCCUCCCUAGCCACCUGCUCCUUCGCUUCGACCGGUCGCCGGAGUCGGAUGGUGCCUCUGAUGGUCCCCAUUCCACUCUGGUGGAACUGGCUCGCCGGGUUCCAGACGAACUAUGGGCGAUGAGGUUGGGCUUGAAACUUCUUCAAGAAAGGGCAACCGCCCGUUCCAUUUGGUGGCCAUAUAUCAGCAAUUUGCCAGAAACUUUUUGUAUACCUAUUUUCUUUUCGGGGGAUGACAUAAAGAACUUGCACUAUGCUCCACUAAUACAUCAGGUAAAUAAGAGAUGUCGUUUUCUUCUUGAGUUUGAGAAAGAGAUAAAAAAUAUUCUUGACAAUGUUUCCUUGAGAAAUCAUCCCUUUGGAGGUCAAGAUGUAAAUUCAUCUUCACUUGGCUGGGCAAUGUCAGCAGUUUCUUCUCGAGCAUUCCAGUUGUAUGGUGAAAUUCCUUACAGUGACAAGCCUAAAAACAUCCCUAUGCUGCUUCCGGUCAUUGAUAUGUGCAAUCACAGUUUUGCUCCUAAUGCUCGAAUUGUUCAAGAGCAAAACAUGAACAAGCAGAACAUGUCAAUAAAGGUUGUAGCAGAUACGCAAAUUAAGCAGGAUACACAUGUCUUGCUCAAUUAUGGCAGUUUAAGCAAUGAUUUUUUCCUUCUGGAUUAUGGUUUUGUGAUUCCAUCAAAUCCACAUGAUCAUGUAGAACUGAAGUAUGAUGAGGCUCUUCUUGAUGCUGCUAGUUUAGCAGCUGGAGUUUCUUCUUCCAGCUUUUUGUCUCCAUCUGACUGGCAGCAGGACAUACUAUCUCGCCUAAAUUUACGGGGAGAUGAGGCUCUUCUCAAGGUGACUUUAGGUGGCCCUGGAUUGGUUGACGGCCGUUUGUUGGCUGCCCUAAGAGUACUGCUCUCAAGUAACAAAGAAACAGUUCAAAGGCACGAUUUGGACACUCUCAUGUCGUUAUCAGAGGAAGCUCCUUUGGGAAUGUCCACCGAGGUUGCAGCUCUCCGAACUGUGAUAUCUCUCUGUGUUGUUGCACUAGAAUCCUUUCCCACAAAAAUAAUGCAGGAUGAGUCCAUCUUUAAGACUGCUAUAUCCUAUUCAACUGAAUUGGCUGUCCGGUUUAGGAUGCAAAAGAAGUUGACGAUCAUAGAUGUCAUGCGUAAGCUCACUCAGAAGGUUAAGAAGAUAUCCAAGAUGGAAUUAACUGCUCAGAAUUAGGCUUAUAUGACUGGUAGUGGGUUUUUCUCGACUCUUAACUAAUGCCUUUAUUUCAGUAGACAAAAUACUCUUUGAUUA
Molecule: messenger RNA, 1623 nt
Organism: Musa acuminata subsp. malaccensis (wild Malaysian banana)
Lineage: Eukaryota; Viridiplantae; Streptophyta; Magnoliopsida; Zingiberales; Musaceae
Biological process (GO): peptidyl-lysine monomethylation
Molecular function (GO): protein binding; protein-lysine N-methyltransferase activity
Source: RefSeq, a predicted model, not a curated record